Messenger RNA from Bactrocera dorsalis (oriental fruit fly), 3987 nucleotides. It is a transcript of the gene l(3)mbn, whose product is annotated as protein lethal(3)malignant blood neoplasm 1. The coding region runs from base 519 to 2561 and encodes 680 amino acids. NCBI's taxonomy places the organism in Eukaryota, Metazoa, Arthropoda, Insecta, Diptera, Tephritidae. The record is from RefSeq and is a predicted model, not a curated record. Gene Ontology annotation, cellular component: chitin-based extracellular matrix. The transcript is spliced from 6 exons. Gene Ontology annotation, molecular function: structural constituent of chitin-based larval cuticle.
UUUAUAAUAUUUACUUAAUAUUAUUAACUUUGUCAAUUUCGCUCAGAACACAACGAGGUGUGUUUCAAAACGGCGGUCAGACACGUUGCUCUAAGUAAGCGUACAGACAGGCAGGCGCGCAGGUAUUGCUAAACUCGCUAAAAACGUCUCCACACACAAUAUUCAAAACCUAGCACCCAAUUGAACGCGCCAAUAGUUACGAACGCGCAGGCGUAGAACGAAGUGCAGCAAAGUGCUAUUGUCGGCUGAGUGCAGUGCAGUGCGUGUCUACAAAAAAUAUAGAAAAUCACAAAAAAAUUUCAUUCAUAAUAAUAAAGCAAGUGCACCUAACCUUAAAGUGUUCCAAAAUCUUAAUAAAUUAUUUGAAUUUAUGUGCAAAAAAAAAUAAAUAGUUUGCAAGAAAGGCUAAAUUAUUGUUUGCAGUAUUGAAAUAAGAGAAACAAAUUAACUUGUGCGUGGAUAAUUACCGUUACGCAAUAGUUCACUUGUCUGCUCAUCAAUAUUGACGAGCCGAAAAAAUGCAGUUGCGUUUAGUGUCGACAUUGCUUGGCGUGGUAGUCCUAACGGUACUGCUUGAUUACUUACCCAGCACAGAGGCUGCCUCGACUCAACGACCUUACGAGUUUGGUUUCUCAAUCGAGAAGCAGCAACAUCGUCAUGAGAAAAAAGAUGAGCGCGGCAUCGUUAUGGGCGAAUUUGGUUUCAUAACCGCUGACGGCAUUUAUCACGUGACAGUCUACGCAACUGAUGAGGAGGGAAAAUUUCGUAUAUUAGCUAUGCGCAGUUAUCCCUAUGAGGAGAAUCCAAAGACAAUCGAAAUGGUGGUGCGCCCAAAGGCUAAGCCGACUACUCCAAAAGCUAUCGCUCCACCUUCGCCUAGCACGACAACGGAGCGCGCCAAACCAAAACCUUUCGAAAAACACAAUUUCAGUGUACAAGGUUGUUCCGGCUGUUUUAUUAAAAAUAACGCACCAACAACAACACAAAAGCCUGAAGAUAAAAAGUAUGACAUAAGUCUCCUAUCAAAGCCGCUCGCACCAGAAGGAACACCUGUUAUUGGUAAGCAAAUUGUUUCGCAAGUUUUACCGCAAGUUUUGCCACAAGUGAUACAAGAGGUUCAACUAGUCGAAACAAGAUUGAAACAAACAACCACAAAUGUGGUACCCAGGGUAACUGCAGGUAUAGGAUCAGCUAUUAAUUUGGCACUAUCAGAGAAGAAUACACAACAGCAAACAACACAAAAAGUACACACUGCAUUCCUGGAACCUCAUCUAACAACACCGAAAGCACAGAAAACACCAAAUUCACAAUCCGCUGCCCCACUUGCGACACAAACAAAUAAUAUAAAUGCAGGAAAGCCAAUUGCAGGAUUUAGUACAAACACAAACCACCUGAGCCUUUCAGACAAUGCACCCACAAUCACACGAAAACCUCAACUAACAACAACACAAAAAGCACAGGGUUCAAAACCUACGCAACACAAUUUACCACUUGCGACACAAACACAAAUCAAACCGUUCGAAACACUUAACACUAACGGCAAUAAUUUAAAUCCCGCUUUUGUGCAGAACAAAGCACCCAAAAUUCCAUCCGCAGUGGCAAUUCCGCAAAAUAUUAAAACACUCGCCACACAAACUCAAGUAAAACUGUCAAAGCCAUUUGAAACACUUAGCACAAACGCAAACCAUUUGAGUCCUGUCAUUGCGUCGAACGUAGCAAAUUCUGCACCACCUGGUACCACUUUAAAUGCCGGAAAAGCAAAGACCUCAACCACCGGCGCAAAUACACCACAAGCACCCGGGAAAACCGGCACAAACGUUCCCAAAGCUCCGAGCAAUCAACCCGCUGGCGGCGUUAAGGGUUCAACCAGUAGCAUUUCAACCCCUAACACUCAAAUUACCGCUCCGGCGAUCAAUGCUGGCAACACUGGCGGCGGAAAAGGCAACGCAGGCGGCGCAAAUACAGGUAUCGGUGGUGCUAGUGGUGGAAGUAGCGGCUUUGGUGGAACCAAUAACUUUGGCGGAAAUAGUGGAAGCAGCGCAGCAAAAGGAGCUGUAGGCAGUAAAGCAGGUGGUGCUGCAGGUUUUGGCAGCGGUGCGCCUGGCAGUAAAGUAGGUAGCGCUGCAGGUUUUGCUGGCGGUUCUCCUGGAAGCCAAGCUGGUAACGCUGCAGGCUUUGGUGGCGGUUCUCCUGGAAGCCAAGCUGGUAACGCUGCAGGUUUCGGCGGCAGUUCGACUGGCAGUAAAACUGGCAGCGCUGCAGGCUUUGUUGGCGGUCCCGCUGGCAGUAAAUCUGCCAGCGCUGUGGGCGAAGCGGGGGAUUUGUACCGCUUCAAGUAUCUGCUUGACUACAAUGGUCACCGGGAAACCGGCUCGCAAAAUGGCAAUAAGGAAGGUAGCUUCUACGCCAUUGGCGAUGACAAUGUGGAACGCACCAUUGAGUACAUCGCGAAUGAAUUCGGCUACCAGCCGCGUGUGCGUUUCCGUAAAUUGGACGCGCCUGUGCAAGCGAAAGAGAAUACGCUGAAAGAUUACGAGUUUGUGUGGUUCAGAAAGGCAUAAGUGCCACAACAAUGAUUUCGCUAAAUAAUUUAUAAUUACAUGCUUGUUUUUGUUUAAUUUAUUUAUGCUGAAGUUGCUGUUGCAGCAGCGAGCGUAUGUGUGGAGUGGCAGCAGAAAGAGAAUACUCAAUAAAUUUAAUGAAAAAAGAGCGUAUUUCGAAUUUUGAAAUCGUUUUAUUUCCACUCUGAUUUCUUAUAUAUUUUUAAUUAUUUUUGUAAUUUCAUUUACUUUAUAAUUAAUUUUGCUUUCUUAAUCACACUAAAACUUAAUUCUCCAAAUACACUGCAAUCAAUGGGAAUUUGCACAUUUAUGUUUAUUUAAUUAUUUAAAUCUUACGUUUGUAUAAUAAAUGUGAGGAGUUCCGUUAAUUUAUUUAUACACAUCGAGAUGACUUUAAAAUUACAUUUUUUAUAAUAAUGAAUGUUAUUAAUUUGUAAAUACAUACAAUUAGAGAAAUGUUACUGCGAAUUGGUACUAAUCUUUAUUUCAUUUCUACAUUUGUAGUACUGACCUUUUUACUUCAUUUUCAUUAUUUUAUACAUUUAUUUUGUUUUUGUAUAUUCAGCUGUCAUAUUCGAUUCGAUUUCUUAAUUGCAACAUUGACAAAUACUCAGUAAUUAAUUAGAAUGCAAGUGUCUUUUUGAUUUAAUAUAUUUCUUUUUUACCGUCAAUUGUACAUACACUUACACGCACACAUACGUAGAUAUACAUGUUAUUUACUGUUAUCGUAAUUUAUUUCAUAUAAUAUCAUACACCAAGAUAUGAACAGACAUUUAAUACACACAGAAAUCUUAAUGCUCUUUCUUUUUUAUUUUCUUUAAGACUUAUGAGUACCGUUAAACAUUAAUUUUUAAAUAUACAUUUAAAGUACAUAUGUAAUAUUUUUCGUGUUUUUGUUUAUAUAUAUAUAUAUUUUUUUGUUUUUUGAUUUCUUUUAUUUAUUCAUUUUCGUUUGUUAAAAUCAAUAAAAUACUUUUUAUUUUUACUUAUUUAUAUUUAAACUGUACAUAUUCAUCUAUCACAGUCCACCAUUUUAAGACAAACAUGAAAUACUGUAUACACAUAUUUUUAUUUAACAGCUACACACAAUCACACAUUUGUAAUUAGAAUUAUGUAAAUAGUUAAUUCUUAUAAGUUGUUCAACUAAAAUAACCGUUUUGGUUUGAGAAAAAAUUAUUUCGAAAAGUUCUAAAAUUUUAUACAAUUUGAAUAACCUCCAAUUCUUAAUUAUCAUAGUAGCAAUCGAACCUCAAACACUGCCUUAUAACUUCAGUAGGUUUAUUUCUGAAAUGCUAAGUAGUAGCUGCUUGAAAUCCGGGAGAAGAGGAAUGCGAAAAUUGUCAGCGAAAAAGUAAAGCAACGGAAAACGUCAUAACAACAUUUGAAAAUUAAACAGACCAUUUUAAAUUCCCAAUUCAAAAUUAUU